Molecule: messenger RNA, 1015 nt
Organism: Nothoprocta perdicaria
Lineage: Eukaryota; Metazoa; Chordata; Aves; Tinamiformes; Tinamidae
Gene: DBF4B
Product: DBF4 zinc finger B
Exons: 6
Coding region: 191-1015 (274 amino acids)
Molecular function (GO): nucleic acid binding; zinc ion binding
Source: RefSeq, a predicted model, not a curated record
CUUUCUAGCAGGAAAAUUGAAGCUUCCUUUUCUGAAGGUUGAAGACCAAAGCAGGCAAUUCCGACCCUUCUAUCACCAGUUCAAAACCUUUCCUGACCUGAACUUUCUGGCGCCCAAAAACUCCAGCCCAUUUGAGCCUCUGAAAAGCCUCUCAAAUUCUUGCAGGCCCAGGGACCUGGAGGGUUGUCCAAUGCGCAGUGAGGGAGAAAAGAGCCACCGGUCCACGCCAGUCACUGUGCCAAAGAGGAAGAGGGGAUUUUGCGAGUGCUGCCAAGAGACCUUUGAAGAACUGCAAAAUCAUCUGCAGAGCCUCCAGCACAAGCAGUUUGCACUGGACGACUCUCAGUAUGCCCCUGUGGAUCACAUUGUCUCACAGCUCACCAAGAACUUCGUGGAGCAGUUGGCCAAGGUGCCAUGGUCCUGCUUGACAGAUGAACACUUAAUGCCUCGAGCACAAGUUACCGGAGGAAAUGAGAUGCUGACAGCCGAGCCGGGCAGGGAGAGCCAGCAGGCUCCUGUGGAACUGGUUACUGAUGCAGACGCUGAUCCUGGCCUGAAGAUGAAGGGUUGUACUGCUCACCUGCCCAGUAACAGGGUUGGGAAUCUCAGAAAACCAAGGGGAUUGUCUGGGAGCUGCUCUCCAGGGCUUCCUGUUGGAGCAGGACUUGGAGGAGUCUGUGGUGUGCAGGGCACCAUGGAUGGGUCUGUUGGGGUGCUGGGCAGAGAUUCGGACAAGGCUCCCAGCCUGGGCAAGGAGUCUCACGUAGAAGCUGCUCAGGGUGGAAUCGCGUCGCCUGAACCUUGGAAACAGCAGGUGUUGGGGCCUGUGGGGUGCCUUGUGCGAGAGCUGCCGGCCGCCAGGAAGCGCCAGCUCUGCAGGCGGAGCAGCCGGGUGGAAAAGAAGCCCAGGCUGGAGCUGGGUGGUGACUUCUCUCCCUACGAGCAGACGAGGCAGGUGCAGAGAGCCCGGCCCAUUCCUUCUAUCCUGGAGGUUUUGAGGGGUAACUACACGUAG